Xyrauchen texanus (razorback sucker) is the source of this 3425-nucleotide messenger RNA. Its product is annotated as ceramide synthase-like. Lineage: Eukaryota; Metazoa; Chordata; Actinopteri; Cypriniformes; Catostomidae. Gene Ontology annotation, biological process: ceramide biosynthetic process; lipid homeostasis. The record is from RefSeq and is a predicted model, not a curated record. The transcript has 7 exons. Gene Ontology annotation, cellular component: membrane; endoplasmic reticulum. The coding region runs from base 540 to 1418 and encodes 292 amino acids. Gene Ontology annotation, molecular function: sphingosine N-acyltransferase activity.
CCGCCACGGGCUACCUAGAUUUUUAUUUAAAUAAGUGAUUUGCAAGGCUAAUGUUUGAGUGUAGUCACAUCUGACCACUGCAGCGUUUGAAGUGCUGAUUCAGCUUGAGUUAAGUGCUUCGGGAAGACCAGGUGGAUGUGGAUCUGCUCUCUUACGUCCAGGGACUGUCUCUGCCAAAACGCUGUCACGGAGCAGACAGACAGACAGACGGAUGGAUGAGGGCAGAGAGCUUAAAGACUAACUUAGUGGCGCAUUACUACUUUAGACUUCCUUAACACGUGUAUGUUUACUUGUCUUUCUCGUUGUCUUAUAUAAAACGUGCACGCAUUUUCCUACCGCGCGCUCACGCACCCAAACUGCGAGUUGUAUGAGAUCAAGCGUUUAGAGUAAAUCAAGAACAACAUGUGGACCGUUUCACAGAUGCCUCCAGGAGCUUGCAAUCCGACUUCUGCAAGACUGUGACAGGACCGUCCCGCCCCAGAACCGACGCUGCUCAACCCUAAUACAGACAGUGAAGUUGAGUGACAUUUCCCGGGAUUAUGCUGAGCAUCCUUGCAGCUGGCUCCAUAUUUUUCCCUGGCCUCUUCCUGCUGUCCAAACGAUUCCUGAAACAUGCUCUUGGGCUCAAAUGGAGCGAGAAAGAUGCUGUUAUCGUCUCAUCCAGGCUGGUGUCCUCCAUUCAAGCCAUUAUGGCAUCCUCCGCCGGGUACAUCAUCGCCAGUUCUUGUAAAGAUGUCAUCCAGGACCAGCAUUGGCUUACCAGCAGCUAUAUCCUCUUUGCGGUCCCUUACUUCGUAUAUGACAUCUAUGCCAUGUUCCUGUGCUACUGGUACAAGCUUCAGGUCAAAGAUCACGAGGAGGAAAGUGCGACCAAACCGAUGAGGUCAGCCAUCAGCGGUUAUCUGCGCCGGGAGUUCCUUAUGGUCUUGCACCAUGUCGUGAUGGUUACUGUCUGUUUCCCAGUCUCUGUGUUCUGGAGACAGGACAAAGGGGACUAUUUUCAGGGUGUGAUGUUCAUGGCAGAACUAAGCACUCCAUCUGUCUGUCUGGGAAAAAUACUCAUUCAGUACAAGCAACAACACACUCUCCUACAUAAAGUCAAUGGAGCUCUUAUGCUGGUCACUUUCUUCAUCUUCAGAGUUCUUCUCUUCCCCUACCUGUACUACGCAUACGGCAGGUACGCAUCCAUCCCCUUCUACAUGGUGCCGCUGUCCGUGCCAUGGCAGUGUAACGCAGGUGCAUCUUUGCUCAUGGCACCUCAGGUCUACUGGUUUUCCCUCAUCUGCAGGGGCGCCUUCCGUCUUUUCACUGGAGCCUCACGACGCAGAAGACCCUCUAGUAGCAUAGACUCUAAACCUAAAACCUCACUCCUGUCCCCGGCCAAUGGAUACAGCCCCAGAGAGGCUAACUCGCACUGAGAGAGGAGUAAAGAUAGAUAGAGGUGGUAGGCACAGUGUUGUUAGGUUUAGGCCAUAGUCAAAAUAGGAAACUGAAGGCAGAGGACUCAUUAUAAAGGGUGGAUCUACCUAUCGCCCAAUCGUAUGGAUCAACACGCAAAGAAACCCAACUACUUACCUUCAUCUUCUCACUGAGAAUAAAAGCUAGGGCUGCAGAUCAAACAAACAUAUUGUUUUCUCCUUAACAUGCAGAUAUUUAACAGAUCAUCAAAGCAGAAGGUUGGGAAUAUGAUCUGCUGCAUUACAGGGUUAGUACAUCAUUUGUAGAUUACCAUUAUCUUACAAGCUUUACAAAAAUGAGACUUUAAUGGACAUCAACAGGAACAGUAUUUAAAAUGAGAGAAGGAUGGGAAAGUUGAUGGAUCCCUCCUUGUUUGCUCUCCAAAUCUCUUUUCUUUUCUUUUUUUUUAUCUGUUUUACAGUUGCAGGAAGGAUGUGGAAAAGGGAACAGACAUUUCUCCGUCAAUUUGUACAUAUGUUUUCAUUAAUUUCAUGUAUUUCAAAACUAUUUUAAUUUAUUUUAGACUUAUUUUAGAAUCUGCUCAUUUGUUUUUAAUCAUUGAGGUAUAUUCCUUAUUACAGGUAGAUUAGUUUGAAUGCACAGAAUCACACUUGACAGAAAGACUGAAAGUAGAUGUGAUCUGUGGGUUAGACUAAGGUGCAAGUGAGGCCUUGUCCUAGCUCUCCAAAUUCUCCCAUUCUUUUCUUCUCUUUCUUAUUGCUGAUAACACAGAUCAAAAAACAAGAUGACAACUGCUGCAUCCAGACAGCUCUUAGUCAUCUAGAUUGUUUGUGAAUCAGCAGUUAUAAAGGAGACAUUUAAAGGAUUUGGAUGAGGCUGAGGUAUUGCAGUAGCAUAUCUCUGCUUCAGUACUCCAGUCCUUUUAAGAUCUAGGGUGGGGGACGACGAUGACUGAGGUGCCUAUUAAAACGAUGAAAACCAACAUGAAGUUGCCAAGGCACUUGGACAGACCAGAGCCAAUUGCUUUAUACUUUUCGUACAGUUUUAUGUGAGGAAUGCCAAUAUAAUGGCCCUUGAUGAAGCUUUGCCCUGCAAAUAUAUCCACACCACAAUACUGAGUUUAUGCAACCACUGAAACGAUUGUAAACUGCACACUGACAAGAUGUUUCUUAACUGCUUUUCUGUGAACUGUCAGCUUUCUUUCUGUCUGGAUUUUUUUAACAGUUGGAGAUAAACCUAUGGCAUGUUAUGUCACCAAUAAGUCCUCAAUUUGACAGUAAAAGUGUCAUUGGUGUAACAAUGUUGCCUUGGAGCAACAUCUCCCUGGCAUGGUGAGCUAUUCCUUACUAAAAUGCAUACUAAGCUGUCAGUUUGAUAAACAGUAUUAUUGGUUUCUCUGGAGGUGAGAGGAUGUUCAAAGGCGUAAGGUUGCACUGAAUUAUAACAAGGAGGGGUGCUAAACAAACAUUUAAAUCUAUCAGUUUGUUUAAGACUUUAAAAGUGCUGAAUAGACCGAUCUUUUGGGAUUCAAUUGGAGUCUUAUAAUAGAUUAGUCAUGUUUGUAUUACUCAUUAGAACUGUUUUUAUUUUGCCACAGCACAUUUAGGCAUCUAUGUAGCCUUAGAAGUAAUGCUUUCAACAUGCUCCUUAUUCAAAGUACUGCUGGUUUGUUUUACACUGGGGCAUCACAACACUAACUCAGAGGAACAGCCUAGAGUUGGGCAUGAAUACGGCCAGUAUGUUCAACUAUAGCAAACUAUACUGGUUUUGGGACUGGUUAGGAAAAAUUACAAUUCAGUUAGGAAUGACUGUAUGUUCUGACUUUGUAAUUAUUCUUAUUGUUUAUUUAUUCUGGUAAUUUAUGCAUUUUUGGCCAGUGUGAAUGCACAUACGAAUACACAUGUAAAUGUAUUUCUGAGUGGGCUUCUGUUGCUGUAACUGACAGACAGAACAGACAGUUCUGUAAUUUCGAUUCUCUCUGCUGAAAUAUACUCUGCUCUCUUCUG